GUUAGUCGGGUAGGUACUGUCGUGGGGGAGUUGCAAACCGAAAGACUCGAGAGAGAAAAAGAAAGAAACGAUGACGAAAGAAGGCGACAGUCGAAAAGCUUCGCCACUUCCCGGCUCCGCCGCUUGCGGUGUGGACGUGGCAAUGUCUGAAGCUUCUGGUGGAGCCGACGGCGGCGAAGGCGACGGAGAUGGAACCGGAGCCGGAAACGGAACCGGAGCCGGUGGCGGUGGCGCUUGCAGCCGAGUGAAGGGGCCUUGGUCGCCCCAAGAAGACGCGGUGCUGACCCGACUAGUGAGAGAGUUCGGCGCGAAGAAUUGGAGCCUGAUCGCCAGAGGAAUUCCCGGUCGGACCGGCAAGUCCUGCCGCCUCCGCUGGCAUAAUCAGCUCGACCCUUCCGUCAACCGCAGGCCCUUUUCCGAUGAGGAGGAUCGCAUCAUAAUGGCAGCACACUCUGUUCAUGGAAACAAAUGGGCAACAAUUGCAAAGUUCCUGACGGGUAGAACUGAUAAUGCGGUUAAGAACCACUGGAAUUCUAAACUGUCUCUCAAGAAACUUGCAAGUGGCAACAUGUCGGAAGAAGGCAGCCUAGAUGGAAAAAACGCAUCCCCAGAAGAAACCCUGGCAUGUGGAGAUUUGGAUUCAGACAAGUCCCCAGGUGAAAAAGUUAUGAAGCUGGAAGAAAAUAAACCCAGCCAAUCUGAAGUUGAAACUCAAAUGGAUAAGGAUCAUCCAACUGCUGAAACAGCGCAUCCUACAAUUUCUCGUCCAGUGGCACGCUAUGGAGCGUUCAGUUUUUAUAACCCUGCAAGUGCCCCGGAACGUGGUUCUAUAUUUUCAAGGACUGCUCCAACCCUGAGGCCAUUUACCCAAGCUGUAAUACCAGAUGAGAUUUCCAAAUUUCUUGAAGGUGCUUGUGGUGAUGAGCUCGUUGUUCCUUUGCUAUGUGGCCACGGCUGCUCUGCAGCUUUGAGUGCCGGCCCUCCUAAAAGAUCAUUGCUAGGGCCAGAGUUUGUUGACUAUGAGGAGCUUCCAUUCUCAAGUCCUGAGUUUGAUGCAAUUGCCACGGAUUUGAAUGGCAUUUCCUGCAUCAAAAGAGCUCUCGAGACCACCGGCACCGGGGCGGUGGACGAUACAGCUGGCCGGCGUGUCGCUCAGGGUGCUGCAGCGGGAACAGGUUUGUCUGAACAUUGCAUGAAUAAAAAUAUCUGUUUUGACGAGGCGUGGAACAGCCUGGUGGAAACAAUGACAGAAGCAAUGUCAGGGCAGGGGCCAACGCCAAGUUUUCCUUCGCCACCUGAAGUCGAAGGCUUGAGCUGAAACCGGCAAUUACUGCCCCAUCUUCCUUGGAGUUGUAGAGACAAAAGAGUUGUAGCAUAUAGAGUUGCAGCACUAAGCUAACUUUCGAAGACAAUGCGCGCGCGCCUUGCUGCUGAAAGGAUAAAUCAUCGAUCCGGCGACAGAUAUGACACCCAAAUGCUGAGUACAUUCUGUUUAUAAAACUAUUGUAGAUGCUUCUUCUUCUUCUUCGUCUUCUUCUUCUUCUUCUUCUUCAAGUUUAUGAUAUAUCCAUGCUAAAAACUCUUGUUAGAUCAGUAACCAACAUGUUGAUGCUUGGGCCAGUUUCUAUGUUUGAUGAUAUGGACAUCAUAUCAUAUAUAAAAGGUUGUAACUUUGCCGUUUUCCAACUAUA
Molecule: messenger RNA, 1691 nt
Organism: Diospyros lotus (date-plum)
Lineage: Eukaryota; Viridiplantae; Streptophyta; Magnoliopsida; Ericales; Ebenaceae
Product: transcription factor MYB25-like
Exons: 2
Coding region: 71-1318 (415 amino acids)
Biological process (GO): regulation of DNA-templated transcription
Cellular component (GO): nucleus
Molecular function (GO): RNA polymerase II cis-regulatory region sequence-specific DNA binding; DNA-binding transcription factor activity, RNA polymerase II-specific
Source: RefSeq, a predicted model, not a curated record